AUGAUAAUAGUGAUAGCGUUUUGCAGACCGACUGUGACGGAGAAAGAUAUGACAAAUGUGGAAUUGGAGAAAUUAUUGGCAGUUCCGGAGAAGGUGGUGAAAGUGACAUUAGAGGUGAGUUGGCAAACACGCAGCGCAUGACCGCAACGCGUCUAACGACAUUUGUGCUGCGAUUUCGAAUAUUUAACUUUCAGGAAGUCCUAUCGCGCGAUAAAAUGGAAGUGAGCCCCGACAACUCAUGCAACGAUGAUACGCUUUCCGGUGACGAGGCACAAAAAAUAGCCAGAAAGCUAAAAUCCGUAAAAAGUGUCAAGAAUUGCGACAACACCUCAAAAUCCACCAAAAAAUAUCGCGGCUACAAACCAACGGUGCCAUUGCCCAUCGUCAAAAGUGUGACAACUGCGCAAAAAGUCGCACAACAAGAAAGUCGCUGGAAACAAAAGGCUGAAGUGGAGAAGAAGGAGCGAUUGGCGAAGAAAAUCGAGGCGCAAAGAAGAGCCAAACAGGAUGUUGUGGUGCCGGAAGAAAUUGCGACGGAGAGGAAGAAAAGAACAUGA
Molecule: messenger RNA, 557 nt
Organism: Caenorhabditis angaria
Lineage: Eukaryota; Metazoa; Nematoda; Chromadorea; Rhabditida; Rhabditidae
Source: the annotation of a GenBank genome assembly